Molecule: messenger RNA, 330 nt
Organism: Staurois parvus
Lineage: Eukaryota; Metazoa; Chordata; Amphibia; Anura; Ranidae
Source: the annotation of a GenBank genome assembly
GUGGGCACAGGUGGGUGGCACUGGUGGACACAGGUGGGUGGCACUGGUGGGCACAGGUGGGUGGGCACAGGUGGGUGGCACUGCUGGGCACAUGUGGGUGCACUGCUGGGCACAGGUGGGGGCACUGCUGGGCACGGGUGGGCGGAGCUAGUGGGCGCACUGCUGGGCGGAACUUGCGGGUGUCACUGCUGGGCACCGAUCAUCAGGGCACUGAUCAUCAGUGCCCUGACGAUCGGUGCCGAUCCCCGCUCUGACAACUGCCGGUUCUCGGCAGUACUUUCCUCACGGUCUGACAGCGUGAGGAAAGUGCAGCCGAGAACCGGCACUUGC